Lucilia sericata (common green bottle fly) is the source of this 3864-nucleotide messenger RNA. Its product is annotated as lysosomal-associated transmembrane protein 4A. Bases 263 to 1483 code for a protein of 406 amino acids. Lineage: Eukaryota; Metazoa; Arthropoda; Insecta; Diptera; Calliphoridae. Gene Ontology annotation, cellular component: lysosomal membrane. The transcript is spliced from 5 exons. The record is from RefSeq and is a predicted model, not a curated record.
UUAAGCUGCCGUCGUAAUUUUCCAGUAUCAAACGCCGUCGUUGUUAAUGUUUCGUCGGCGCAGGUCUUUGGUAUUGCGUUUUAUUAUUUCACUUCAUAAUCACGUAGCAAAAGCUUUUAUUAGCAUAAAAAAUUACAAAAAUAAUAAUAAAUAUUAAUAACAUUUGUAUAAAUUUAAUACAAAAAGAAGGCCCUUAAGUGUUAAGUGUUUAGUCCCACAAGGAGUACAUUCCUAUUAGAUUUUCGACAAGCCGGUAUUGGCAAUGCUAAGGAUCCGUUUAAAAAUGGGUCCUCAUCAGCAGUUACAGCGCAGCAAGGAGUGGACAUGUUGUUUUGGCCUACAUGUUCAUACCGCCACCAUAAUGAUUGGCCUUUGGCAUUUGUUUCUAAAUAUUUUGGCUUUAAGUUUAUUGGCGGUUAUUAUGCGUAAUCCCCAUAUGAUGGAAGAAUUGGAAAAUAGCUAUGAUUACAAUGUGGAUCUCAAUGCUCCAGCCUUGCCGACUCCCUUAAGUAAAGUUGAUCCUCCCUAUGCGUAUCGCGAUCAUUCAUUGAAUUAUCGUAAACAAUAUCAAAACUAUGAUAUGGGCGGCUUGGUUUGCACCUGUAUGAUAGCCAUUACUAUGAUGAUGAUUUAUGGUGCAAUUAAGGGAAAACCCUCUCACCUCUUGCCCUUCUUCUGCUUGCAAUUGUUUGAUUUUGCCAUUACUACUUUAACUGCUGCCGGCUAUUUGUGUUAUCUCCAAGCCAUACACCGCUUAAUUGAUGAAUCUCACCGUUUGCCCUGGCGUGAAAAGUUAUUGGAAUUGUCACCCGAAGAAUUGGUCAUAGUAGUGUUGAUCGUUUUCGUGUGCAUUGUAUUCCUUAAGGCCUAUGCCAUUGGCAUUGUCUGGCGUUGUUAUAAAUAUUUAACUUUGCGUCAGCAGAGCAUGCGCACUCUAUUACCUUUGGGUAUACCCGAUUUGACAGCCACCAAUUUGGGUUCGGAAGAGAGAGCAUAUUCGACUCUCUUGCCCAAUUAUGAUGAGGCUGUUAAUCAGUAUAUGAAACAGGCACCACCACCCUCCUAUCAAGUGGCCAUGUCUAAUUAUCAGACUCAAGAACAAGAAAAUAAUUUACCCGGUUCAGUGGCCGUCGAAGAGGAGGAUAAUAAUAAUGAUUCUUCGAACAAUAAUAAUACUGUUCAUAUUAAUAAUAAUACACCACCCAUGAGACGUAAUGAAAAUACUGCUGCUGUUGCUGCUGCUGCUCAUAUAGCUGAAGAACUGGGUGCUGUAGGUGGUCCAGUUGCUGCUGCUGCUGAGAAUGAUGAAGCUUUGAUACCACCUCCUUCUUAUAAUGAGGUUAUUAUUGAACCGGUUGUAAACACUCCGGAGGUAUCUACUAAGAGUAACGAUAUUUUAGUUGUUGUUAAUUCACCAACUACUACCGGGUCCUCUAAUGCUAAUAUUGCUCAAGUUAAUAAUAAUAAUGAAAGUCAAGCUUAAGAUCAGUUAUCGGUGAUCUUUUCAAAGGUAAUUUUUUUGGGGGUUGUGUUAAGGAAAGAAAAGAAGACAGUUGUGCCUAAAGUUGUUUUAUACUUUCAAAAAAGGAAUAGUUUUUGGAAGAAAACUGGCAGCUUUUAAAAUUCUAUACUAUUUAAAAAAUUUUAAAACUUUUUAUUGUUUAGGAGAGAUUCAAACUACUACAAACUACAAAAAAGUACUUUUUUUAUAAAAAGUUUACUAAAUUUGGUACUUUUUUAAGUAUUAAAACGUAAUUUAAAAUUUUAUUAAUUUUUUAAGAGCAAAAGCUUUUUUUUUUAAUUUAAAUCUAUAUACUAAACUAGUUUUUGCAAAUAGGUACUAUAAAUAGUACUUUUUCCACAAAAAGGUACUAAAUUUAGUACUUUUUUAUACUUUUAUUACAAAUUCGGUGAGCAUACAUUGAUUUUAAUGUAAAAAGCUAAUAAUUUUCUGUAAAAAAUUUUGAUGCCCAUUUUGGGUAUUUAAAAUCCCCAUUUUGGGAAUUUGCAAAAAUGGGGUAUAUUUGUUGUUUAACGAUAAAAUUACAUUAAUCUAAAACAAAUUAUACAAUUUCUGUUCAAAAUUUUAAAAAAUUUAAAUUUUUAAAAAUUAAAUUUUCAAAAUCCCCAUUUUUGAGAUUAAUCCCCAGGAGGGAAAAUUUAUUAAAUUUUAUUAAAAUACCUAAAACUAAACAUGUUUUUAUUAAAAUUUCUUAAAAAUAUUUAAUUCCCAAAGUGGUUUUUACAAAUCCCCAGUUUUGGAGUUUGCUAAAAAUAACAGAUUUUUGUAAUUUAGCAACAUAAUUCGAUGAAACUGAAACAAAUUAUUGAUUUGAUGUUAAAAUUUUUUACAAAUUUGUUUUUUCAAAAUCCCCAUUUUUGAGAUUUAGCCCCAGUAGUAAAAUACAUAAAAUUAAACGCGUUUUAUUAAAAUUUCGUAUAAAAUGUAAAUUCCCAAAGUGGUUUUGGUAAAUCCCCAUUUUAGCGAUUGAUAAAAACAAUAGAUUUUUGUAAUUUAGCAACAUAAUAGGAUGAAACUGAAACAAAUUAUAUAUUUUCCGUUAAAAUUUUCUUCAAAUUUAAAUUCCUAAAUUGUAUUAAAAAAUCCCAAUUUUUUAAAUUUAUCCCCAGGAUGGAAAAUUCAUUAAAUUUUAUUAAAAUACCCAAAACUAAACAGGUUUUUAUUAAAAUUUCGUUAAAAAUUUGAAUUCCCAAAUUGAUUUUGUUAAAUCCCCAUUUUGGGGAUUGAUAAAAACAAUAGAUUUUUGUAAUUUAACAACACAAUACGAUGAAUCUGAAACCAAUUAUGAAUUUUCUGAUAAAAUAUCUUAAAAAUCUAAAUUCCUAAAUUGUAUUAAAAAAAUCCCCAUUUUUGAGAUUUAUCCUCAGGAGCGAAAAUUCAUUAAAUUUUACUAAAACAUAUAAAAUUUAACAUUUUUUCAAUAAAAUUUCGUAAAAAAUUUGAAUUCCUAAACUGGUUUUAAGAAAAAUGUAAUUCUAAAAUUGUGUUAUAAAAAUCCCCAUUUUGGGAAUUGUUAAAAGAAUAUAAUUUUUUAAACUAAAAGUUAAAUAAUCUAUAAAAAAGUAAUAUUUUUCUUAAAACUAAAAUUCCCAUUUUGGGUAUUGUAAAUCCCCCUUUUUGGGAAUUUACAAAAAUCAAGUGAUUUUGGUAAUUUAGCAAAAUUAUUACAAAAAACUUUAUAAAACUAAAGAUUUUUUUAUCAAAAAAUUCUUUAAAUUUUAAAUUCCCAAUUUGGUUAUUAAAAAUCCCCUUUAGGGGAACAUUUCCUAAAAUAGUAAAAUCAUACAAGUUGUAUUAAAAUUUUAUUUACUAAACGUUUUGUGUUAAAAAUUUGUCAAAAAAUUGAAUUCCCAAAUUGGAUUUUGAGAAUCCCCAUUUUGGGAAUUGUUAAAAAUAAGAGUUUUAAGUUUAAAUUUCGCAAAAUUACAUUAAACUAACACAAUUUAUAGAUUUUUUGUAAAAAAAUUUAAUUUCCAAAGGGGGGAUUUUUUAAAGUUUUUUAGAGCACAACUUUCCUCUUUUACUUUGUUUAACAUAAACUGAAACAAAAUUUUAUUGGUUUGUAAACAAGAUUUAUAGUAUUUAGAACAAAAACAAGAAACACAUGAAUAAAAAAUGAAAUAAAAUUUAAAAAAAUGCAGGUCCUUUUAUAAGAAAACUCUUUAAAUCUAAAAUAUCAAAAUUAAACUUUAAAAAAUAUUCCUAAAAAACACACAAAGAAGAAUUGCAACAAAUAAAAAUAAAUGACACAACAAUUUACAAAAUUAAAUUAAUAAAAAUAAAACUCUAUCUCUCUCUUUCUACUAAACAAAGCACACCUUAGAUUCUUAUCUUAAAAAAAA